This is a messenger RNA of Raphanus sativus (radish), 1101 nucleotides long. Its product is annotated as mitochondrial arginine transporter BAC2. Gene Ontology annotation, biological process: transmembrane transport. Gene Ontology annotation, molecular function: transmembrane transporter activity. The transcript has 2 exons. Lineage: Eukaryota; Viridiplantae; Streptophyta; Magnoliopsida; Brassicales; Brassicaceae. The record is from RefSeq and is a predicted model, not a curated record. The coding region runs from base 1 to 939 and encodes 312 amino acids.
AUGGAUUUCUGGCCGGAGUUUAUGGCGAGCAGCUGGGGAAGGGAGUUCGUAGCCGGUGGAUUUGGAGGCGUUGCCGGUAUUAUUUCCGGCUAUCCCUUGGACACGCUGAGAAUUCGUCAGCAACAGAGCUCCAAAUCCGGAUCUGCCUUUACCAUUCUCCGCCGGAUGCUUGCCGUCGAGGGUCCCGCCUCACUCUACAGAGGUAUGGCUGCACCCUUGGCCUCCGUCACCUUUCAGAAUGCUAUGGUAUUCCAGAUAUAUGCCAUACUCUCUCGCUCCUUUGAUUCCUCUCUUCCCCUAGAAGAGCCUCCUUCCUACAGAGGCGUUGCUCUUGGUGGGGUUGGCACUGGCGCUGUUCAGAGCCUCUUGCUUAGCCCCGUUGAGCUCAUCAAGAUUCGUCUUCAGCUGCAGCAGAGCAACAGCGGCCCCAUCUGCUUGGCUAAGACCAUCCUUAGGAGAGAAGGUCUCAAAGGGAUUUACAAAGGCCUUACCAUAACUGUUCUCAGAGAUGCUCCUGCUCACGGCCUCUAUUUCUGGACUUACGAGUACGUACGAGAAAGGCUUCAUCCCGGCUGCAGGAAGAGUGGAGAAGAAACCCUCCGCACCAUGCUGGUCGCAGGUGGCCUGGCUGGUGUCUCCAGCUGGGUCGUUUGCUAUCCUCUUGAUGUCGUCAAGACCAGGCUUCAACAAGGAAAUCAUGGUUCUUACGAUGGCAUUACCGAUUGUUUUCGUAAGAGCAUCGCACAGGAAGGCUAUGGGGUUCUCUGGCGUGGCCUCGGGACUGCAGUUGCCAGGGCCUUUGUUGUCAACGGUGCCAUUUUUGCUGCUUAUGAAGUUGCCUUGAGGUGUUUAUUCCCUCAACUGACGUCCGCUGAUGUUGCCAACGGAGAUCUGAGUAAAAAGCCAAAACAAGACGCCUUGAAGAUUCAUAAAGAGUGACUAUAGUUAAUAAGAUUGUUAACAUAUCUGACUCGCUUUAUGAAUCAGGCAGAAACUUCGUCUGUGAUAAAUAGCUGAGCACCAAGAACUUUGGAAAACCGAUCCCAAACACAAAGAAAGCAGAUGGAAUGAAAAUUCUUUUGCUCUCUGUUUUAUCUUUUA